ACACCCACUAAUCUGUCACCGUGUUACAACCCUCUGUUUGACUUCCCUGUAAGAGGCAGUCAGCUAUAGAUGUGUGGCCUUGGUACAUAUAGAAUAUGUUGCAUUGUAUGGUUUUGAGCUUUUUUUCUGCCCCAAGUGACCGAAAUGGCGGUAAUAAAGAGGAAGGACUGAGCAGUGAGGCGUUAUUUUGCACAUCGCGGUUUUGACUUCAGUUUUCUGUCGUCUGCUCUGUCACUAAGGAACGUUUCAGCCAUGGAGUUCAUCCAACAGAGAAACCUUCACUAUUGGGUCACUGUGUAUUUUCUCUUGUCCAUAACUUCAUCUGCUGCAGAUGGUCAGAUCAGAUUAGUUGGGACUGGAUCAACUCAUUGCUCUGGAAGGGUGGAAAUCUAUUACAACAGUGCUUGGGGAACAGUGUGUGAUGACAUCUGGGACUUAAAGCAUGCUGAUGUAGUGUGCAGACAGUUGGACUGUGGUACGGCACUGAGUGCUCAUCAGUCAGCCCACUUUGGUGAAGGAACCGGAUCAAUCUGGCUCGAUGAUGUGAGCUGUUCAGGAACUGAGAGGGAUCUAACGGAGUGUAAGCACAGAGGAUUUGGAACACACAACUGUAAACACAGUGAGGACGCCGGCGUUGUCUGUUCAGUCAGCCUCCCAAAGCCCAACAUCUCCAUGAGUCCUGUUGGUGAGGUCACAUGGGGUCAGGACGCCUCCAUCACUUGUUCCAUCUCAACUCAGCAUUUAGGUGGAACGUUCACUCUGCAGCAGACCUCAGGCUCAUUCAGAAAGACGGAAGCAUCAAGUACCAACUCUGCUACCUUCAACAUCUUGCAAGUGGACUUCGGAGGUGAAGGAUCAUACCAGUGUCAGUAUCAGACGAGGGUUUCAGGUCGAGACUUCACCUCCCCCUUAAGUGACUCUGUCAGACUCUCUGUUACUGUGCCGCUGCAGCAGCCCAGCAUCUCCCUGACGUCUCCUAACAAAGGGCUGGUUUGGGGCCCUGAAGGUGCACAGGUCACCAGGGGUUACAGCUUUGUCUUCACCUGCUCCAUUUCCUCCCAGUAUCCCGGAGGUGUUUUCUCUCUCGUGUCCUCCGGCUCCGGCCUCAACGACACCAAACCAGCAGUCAACCACUCAGCCUCCUUUGACUUCCUGUCGGCCGAGUAUGAGCACCUGGGGAACUACAUGUGUGUGUACGAAGUCACACUGUCUGCACGGAGGUUCACUUCCAACAAGACAGCCACGAUUACUGUCAUCAUCAAAAUGUCUUUGUUGCCGCUGGUUUCCUCAGUAGCUGUCGUGGGUCCGCUGCUGCUCCUGCUGGUCUUGGUGGGGGUCUGUCUGGUCUGCAAGAGAAAGAGACGAGCCGAGCAGCCUAUUGACCUCGUCCAAACUCAAUUGUCUCUCCGGGUCAACAACGAUUAUGAAAAUAACACGAAUGGGGACGAUGAGGAUGUGUAUGAGAACGUUGAUCCAGUGCACACCAAGAAACCCAAAAAGGAAGCAGAGAGAGUGGAUGAGGAGUAUUAUGAUGAUGAGUCAGAGAUUAACAACGAUGAAGAUCAUGAUUCUGACCAAGAUGAAGAAACCAGUGAUGAUGAAGCUGAUUAUGAAAAUGUGACCCAGCAAUUGGUUGAAGCAACUGUCGACAUUUAUGGAGAAGAUGAGGAUAUUUAUCAAAACUUUUGAGGUGUCUCAACUGUUGAAUAAUGCUGAAAUGCAUCAGGAGAAUCUGCCUAGUAAAUACUAAGAAUAAGAUUCUCAGUAUUUUGGUGUGUCUGACUGUAAUCAUACAGUUUGUAACAAAAUUAUUCUCAUUGUCCUCAUUAUUUUCUAGUAUUGUGGCUCUGCAGCAUCUUGGGGGAAACUUAUAUAUGUAUAUAAUUGAUUGCUUUUUGUCUGGCCAAUUUUGCCGCUAACAGGAUAUUUUUUCUUUCUUCAGCCUGUAUUUGCAUUUAUGCAUUCAUCCUCAUUCCAGCUACAUGUAUCCAAACAGAGCUGAACCCAGGACAGCCAUCCUUGUAAUGUUAGCAUGCUUGCUUCACACACAUGCAGAAAUAAUAGCACUCAGAAAUCAUUUUUGGAGAAAUCCUUAUUUUUUGAAUGAUACACUCCUGCCUUUAUGAUGAAUAACAUUCAUAUUCAUCAUACAAGCAUCAUACAUUGUGAUGAAAUUGUACCAACUUUAAAGGACUGUAAAGCCCUGAGGCAAAUAUGUAAUUUACAAUUUUGGGCUAUACAAAAUAUAAUGUAAUUGAAUUUAAGAAAGUUACCAGCCUUCUUUUCUUUUGCAGUAAAUUUACAAUGCCAUCUCCAAAUAUUAGUUUCCAGACAUUGUUAAUUUAAUUAUGAGAAGCUCAAGUAAAUAUGUAACUACUGAAAGUAGAAUGUUAUGAAAUAACUUCACUUAUCACACAAAAACAACCUUAUCAAUCGAUAACAACAGGUAAAAUGUCAUACAUUUCCUCGCUAACCAAUACAGUACAUCAUGUCCAUACAGUGAACUCUCUGAGGGGACUGAGAUGCAUUUUUCUUUUAAUUACACACAGUUCUGUUUCUCACUUGAAGUAAAGUUAACUUUCAACCAAGUUUGUAUGAAAAUGAAAGGACAAUUGUUGAAUAAAGAGCCAACAAAAGGCAUUUCACUUUUUUGUCAUCAACCCA
Gasterosteus aculeatus aculeatus (three-spined stickleback) is the source of this 2664-nucleotide messenger RNA. RefSeq lists its product as uncharacterized. Gene Ontology annotation, molecular function: serine-type endopeptidase activity. Gene Ontology annotation, cellular component: plasma membrane. NCBI's taxonomy places the organism in Eukaryota, Metazoa, Chordata, Actinopteri, Perciformes, Gasterosteidae. Gene Ontology annotation, biological process: zymogen activation. The record is from RefSeq and is a predicted model, not a curated record.